ACGCGCGAAACAUCAUAGAACAUUUAUGCAUGCUCGUGUAUGUAUGUACACUGCAUAUGAGGGAAAAAAACGUGAGAAAAGACUGAAAAGAAUUGCGUGGACACAGAGUUACCGCUAUAUUUGUGCACGCACACAAACCACUAAGGGAGAUCAAUAUCGGUAUGGCGGCGCGGGAGGAGCGGCUUCACGCGGUGCGAUCGUCCACGAUCUACGGUUAAGGAAGAGAACGCGAUGGCACGCGACGUUUCUCGCCGGUCGACGACGCGGCCAGACACCACGGGGUCUACGGGGUCUCGUUUUCACCGGACUACGGCCGAGCGCCCGGGAUCGCAUUAGCAAUUAGUAGCAGGUGGAACGGUGCCGAGUGUGGAAACGUCGUUUCCCGUUGACAGAACGAGCGUACGUCAGGGAGAACGAGAGCGGGCCUCGACAGUGAGGAGACCGGUUGACAGAUCGCCCGCUGCACCGGGACGACGAUUAAUCAACCAUCACCAUGGCGAAAGAGAUGAUGAUAGUAUUUGUUUACGACACUGCAAAGUGUUGUAAAGAGGAGGAUGACCCUGCCGAAGCAGUUAUGUACUUUCAUCCGGCUUGGGUAUCUCUUACGCAGAGACUGGCUCUGGCGGGACAGUUAAUGGGAGUGCAUCACUUCCUGACAACGUCGUUUUCAGCGCCACGCUCUAUCACGUUGCAAGGCGGAAAAUUUGUGUUAAAAAAGUUCGGGCAAUAUGUAUUGGCAGUGGGGACUGAUAGAAACAUACACGACUGGAUACUCGAGAGACGCGCCGACACUCUGGAAUCGUUGUUGAAAUUCUUUCACUGCGACCUCGUCCAGAUACUGGAAUCCCUCAAUAACGAUCGUAAUAGAUUCACCGAGAAAUUGUAUCAGAUGUUUGAGACCUAUCUGCCAAUUCUUCAACAUAGUGCCAAUCUAUUUUCCAACAUUCCUGUUAUUAAGCUUCCAAAGAGUGCCAGCAACAUAUUCCUGGAAGGAAUGCAAGUGUUACAGCAUUGUCAAGAGAUAAAUGGCAUUUUGGGCGGAGCGUUAUUUUACAAUAACAAGAUAGUCUCAACGCAGCUGGGAGCAGAUCUAACGAAACAAAUAGUCAUAACGGAUCCUUACAGGAUAAAGGCUCCUGCGGAAAGGAUACCCACGGAAUUUCACUUGCCGAUCGGUGUUCAAUUGUUACAAGUGUACAUAGAGCGGAAGCAAUUCGCAAAAUUAAUGCAAGAAGCGAAUAACGAGCGGUACUACAAUUCGUGUCUAGAUACCGUGACCAAGAAAAUAUUACAGAGGAAGACCGUAUCUAAGACCGGCGUCAAGGAACCACCCAUUACGUCCGGCAUGAAGCGGGAUACAUCGAAGAUUUUCACGGUUCCCGAGGAAGGUGAACUGGACUCGACGAAUUACCCGCCGGCGCCGGCUCAAUAUGUGUCGUCCGUGCCGCUUGCGGUCAAACACGACUCACCGAUCAGACGCAAGCAAGAAAUCAAGUCAGAACGUCCCAAGGGUGGUGUCACUGCCAAUCCGCUCACGCCCAGUGUCUGCGCGACACCGUUGAAGGACGUGGACCGGGUGUUACACGGGAACGCCAUGCUCAUCUGCUCGUCUGAGAGCGGCGGUGAAAACGAGGGACUUAGAAGCUCGUCGAAAAGUGAUGACGACGACAUUCCCGACGUCGUUAAAGAAGCGCUCAGAUGUAAACGCCUGAACAAGCUGAGAAACGCUACUUCGAAGAAGAAACUGAUAAAGAGGAAAGAUCCCGACAGGAAGAGCAUGAGCCUAUCGGACUUGACGUCAUUAAUCAAGCCACGUUUAAACGGUAUUCCCAGGGCUCGUCAACAGGAACUAGACAAAAUACUAUGCAAAUUAAAUGAAGUCUCGCCGGACGAUCCGAAUUCACCCCGGCGGAAAUUCACCAGAAGUAACAUGCGGCAUUCGCGCACUAUCGUUGAUCCCUGUUAUCCCGUCUUCCGAUAUGAUGGUCUACCAGUUUCGCAAUCUUUGUAUGAGCAAUACAUCGCCUCGCACUGCGAGGAGCUGCGCGAUAACGACGGCGUUCACGAGCGUCGUAGCGAUGACGACAAUCUACAAUCGAAAAGCCUGCCAAGCGACCUGACGAGCGCGAAAUUACCGAUAAACAGCAGCCGGAACUCAAUCACGAAGGAUGAUCGCGAAGAAUGCGCCAAACCUGGGUAUGACAAGAGCAAGCAAGAGACGUACAAGAGAUCGAUGAGUCUGCCGCUGAAGCCGCUCAACGUCGUCGCUGAAGUGUCCAACGGCGACGAUCGGCGGAAAUCGACGUCGGAGUGCGGUGGUGCUGGAAGCUCGUUUGAGUUUCCGCAGAGACGGAAGCUGGACGGUUUACAGUUGACGCCGCUGAUGUCGAAGCUGAGUCUGCUGGCUGACGAACGAACCAGCGGCUUCUGCAGUCGCGAGACCACGCCGAGCGAAUUCCGCGAUUUGUCCGGAUUUUCCGGUGGUGCGACAGUCACCGCGACAACGACAACGACGAAUCAGCUGAUCCGGCAAAAACUGGAGUCCGUCGAGAAGGAAGCGAGCGAUGGUGAGGAUGAGCUGGAGGAAGACUGGGUCAACAAGGAUGAGCCCACCGCCUGUCUCGUGAAGACCGAGCUCUUUCUCUGCGGCUAUCAGAAUAUGGUGCUGGUGUUGCUGAUGGAAAACGGCACCGCGAACAAUCCGGAUUUGAUACAUGCACUGUGGCAUACCUGUGUGAGUACGUUGGGUAAGCUCGAAUCGCGACUGCAGCAGUGCCUAGAACCAAUGCCAUCCACGGAAAAUAAAGAGUUGUACAGUAUUCUGAAUGUGGAUCCGCAGUGGGACACAGUGCAGCGUUCCGGACUUUGGGGCGUUACCGAGCUGGACAUCGUAUCCUGCCUUCACGACAGAUUUACGCAAGCCAGAAGUUUGACAGACAUUAUCGUCAGAACGGAAGACACGGUAGUUUACGGUAACCAGAGCGGAGGAGUAGAAGUUUUCUACCAGCAAGCGGUGGCACCAGGUACUUUUGCGGCGCUUCCUACCCCAGCGGAUCUGAUGGGGAUCGUGGCUCUCAAAGCAAAGCGUCGAUUGGAAAGAGAUCACGGGAUCGUGUUACUGUAAAUCCAGAACUGCGCGUUACUUCUUUUUCUUUUUUUUGCCAGAAAAAAAGAGUAGGAUAAUGCAUACGUUCACAAUUUCGCUUGUUUGCUCUCGGCAAGAGAGAUCAUCAUAUCCAGUACAAGAGAGGAGAAUCGUACGUUAUUUUGACGGGAUAAUUUUAACAACGGAAGAUAUACGGCUUUUCUACGGCGUAUUUUUGUAAUCUGUGAUUUUCCAACAUACCGAGCGUAAUUCCAGGAGAAUUGGCUGCGAUCAAAAAGAGCUUUUAUAUACCACUGUGGUGUACCCAUGCAUUCUUAUCGUGUAAUACCGGUCGAAACAUUUUUUACGAUAACGGAUCGUCGACCAACCAAUUUGUAUACUUUACCGUUUCAUCGAUAGUGCAAAUUGAUAUCAUAGCAAAUGUUAUUUGUAUUAUAUAUGUUAUUGUAUAUAAGAUGUCUUAGGAUCGACGGAAAGUGGAUAGCAUUAUUGUUCUUAAAACUUGGAGACAGUUUUUAGAAUUUUGAUCUAUCAGUAUAUCAUGAGACAUAUCUCAGUAGAUUCUGAUUUAUAGGCCAUUAGAAAUGAGAAGUCUUUCAGGAAUCAGACUUCGAAAGAGAAGAUAAGUAAUGUAACAUUGUAUUUAAUUUUUGAAGCGAGUUUUACGUCAAUAAGAUUUUUAUUUGAUUAAUUACACAAUUUGCCGUCUAUAUAAUUAUUAUAAAAAUACUUGCUCUGUCUAUUAUUUAAGAGUUACUAGAGAGUUACUAUGUAGAAUAUUAAUAUCUGAAAAAAAAUUGUUGACUCUCCAAAUGUGAGGUACACUGUAUCUUCAUUGAUUCUCGGACAUCCUGUAUAGAGUCGAUUUAUUGUACAUGUACAUAACGAGCCGUUAGUAACUUAUUUGCAUUUUAAUCAGCGCGAAUCAGACACUCAGUUUUAGAGGAUAGUUAAGGGUAUAUAUUCUCCGAAAAAGAAAGACGGAAAUCAGUAUUCCGCGAACGCGCUACAUCCAGUAUUUCUAGUCGUCCGAAUUGCUUUUGUAGGGGAAAAAUAGAGACGAUAAUAAUAUUGCAAAAAUCAUCUGCUCGACAUUGUCAAUUUUAAUGUAAAAAAAUAUUUUAUGCGACAUUUUAUGCGCAACGUUACCCGUCAUCGGUGUUGAAUCCGUUUUUGUCUCGCAAGAUUUACAUAAAAAUGUCGAUGAUCUCGCGCAGGAAUCUUCCGCGAGACAAGUUUUUCAUUACAACGAUAUGUAAUAUUUCCAAAUAUUUAUAUUGCGAUUAAUUUAUGCUAAUAUAUUGCACCGACGAGAUUUUUGGCGAGCAGAGUUGAAUCAUGUUAUGUCAUUGUCUGAAUUUUCUAAUGACUUUCUCUGUAUUCGAUAGUCCAUGUGUUUUGUUUGAGAUCUAAUAAAGCAAUUUAUCAUUCUUUAAA
Temnothorax curvispinosus is the source of this 4543-nucleotide messenger RNA. RefSeq lists its product as uncharacterized. Gene Ontology annotation, biological process: vesicle-mediated transport. Bases 494 to 3124 code for a protein of 876 amino acids. The record is from RefSeq and is a predicted model, not a curated record. The transcript has 12 exons. NCBI's taxonomy places the organism in Eukaryota, Metazoa, Arthropoda, Insecta, Hymenoptera, Formicidae.